AUGGCACCACUCAAAUUCGUCGGCAGAAGGCUAGCCGACCUUUAUAAAUAUGAACUUGAAGACAUUUAUGAGUUCUUGAGGGAUGUCGCUCAAGAUCCAGAUUCUUUCAAAAUAGACGAAGCAGAGUCGAAAAAAGAGAAACUGCAAACGAUUUAUAAGCAGAUACUCACACUAUGUCCCCUCGACAAAAACGAUAUCCAAGUGGUCAAGGAUGAUGUCACAGCCGAAAACUACGAGCCUAGAAUCGGGGACAGAAUUAAAGGAGAGAUCGACCAGAAGCUACAACCAAGCCAACACAUCUAUCGCCAAUCAACAGUUGUAAUGAAAACAGAUGGAAACAAGAAAACCUGGUCUCCGAUUGAAGUUAAAUAUGACAAUGACUGGAGUCAUGCUUACCCCCCUAGAGUAGGGAAUGGAAGUCUCCCUUACUGGUCACAUUAUGAUCUCCUCGGUCUAUUCCUAUCUCUCAUGGGGCCAGCUCAGCCCAACUCCGACAGGUUUCGUUUUUUUCUUCCUCUGACCGCUGUUUAUGCACGUUGGGCCUUUACCAUUGGAGGUAACAGGAAGAAAAAAUCACUCAAAAGCUCACAAGUCAUGGCUUUCAAACCUAGGCCAGGGUAUGGAAAGCCGCCUACAAUCUUCCAAUGCACUUGGAUCACAGGUCCCGAUAGCUACGUUGACUUCUCACUUGGUGCUUCAAUGGGCGGACAGAACUAUGGCAGCAUCAAUAAGGAGACUGGCGACAAUAGUCUUGGAAAUUGGAGCGAAAGGCUUCAGCGAAGUCGCUUUGGCCUUUUGAAAGGAUGGAAUGCAAUUGAAGACUCGGAGUGGACUAAUCAAAAUGGCGAACUAGAGCGCUUUGCCUUUGAAACAUCACCAAGCAUUGAUAGUGGUUUGUCUACGACGAAAUUUGGAAACUGCGGAGAAACCUACCCCUUUGUACAGAUGCUCAAUCAGUAUAGGGCUACUGGAAGGGAGGAGAUGAAAGGCCUUGCUCUUAACUCGCCCUUCCUAGGCGAUAAGGAACUUUGGGAGGACUACUCUCUUGCCAAUAUACACAUUGAAGCUGCAAAGAAGCGACAAGAUGAGGAGAUAAGCUUCAAGUGGAUUUGGUCACCAUGUAGGAACUGUAAGCACUUGAUCAAGGUGGCUAGUGCAGAAUUGGAUAAUUUCCUCCCGGAACGGAAUCCCCCAACAGAAAAGGACUUUGAAGAGGCACAAACCAGGACACCGGCGAAGGAAAACGGUCAUUUAGUGUCAGCUUAG
This is a messenger RNA of Fusarium fujikuroi IMI 58289, 1266 nucleotides long. RefSeq lists its product as uncharacterized. NCBI's taxonomy places the organism in Eukaryota, Fungi, Ascomycota, Sordariomycetes, Hypocreales, Nectriaceae. The record is from RefSeq and is a predicted model, not a curated record. The transcript is spliced from 4 exons. The coding region runs from base 1 to 1266 and encodes 421 amino acids.